This is a messenger RNA of Miniopterus natalensis, 5433 nucleotides long. It is a transcript of the gene LINGO2, whose product is annotated as leucine rich repeat and Ig domain containing 2. Gene Ontology annotation, cellular component: plasma membrane. Gene Ontology annotation, molecular function: protein binding. NCBI's taxonomy places the organism in Eukaryota, Metazoa, Chordata, Mammalia, Chiroptera, Miniopteridae. The record is from RefSeq and is a predicted model, not a curated record.
GUCCCCGAGGAAGGAAGAGCCGCGGAGCCGCGCGGGAGCGAGUCGGGGGAAAGCCCGUGGGCUCGCGCGCGUCGCAGCCGUGGCUUUGGGUUUUCAGGACCGGGAAGAAUUAGCAGCAUCUCAAGCUCAACAGAUGCUUCUCUGAGGAAGUUUUCUUCAUGGCCACCAGAGUGGGAGUCCCUCUUUCUACUCAUAGCUUCCAGGAAAUCCUUUGGAGAUGUUUCCAAGAUGUAGAACCCUUGUAUGUGAAGUACACCAAAUGAAGCUGGAGCAUCCACAUUGAAAUUACUUCAUGUUGUGAUUGUUUCAGCGGCUUCAGAUAUAGUUCAUGAGGUCUAGCGCUGCGAGAUGUGUUUUGUUCGUAUCAUUUCUCCGCAAGCCAAUUCCUAAGGAAUUGAAGAGCGCCCUGGAAGCUGCUUCAUGAACUGCUUGGGCUUCUAAAGUGCCCAGUGGAGUUUUAAUCAUAUAAGCCUUGAAAAAGGGUCACGCGAAGCAGCCCAGAGCCAAAAGCUGAAAGUGGCCACCAUCAGCAUGAGGACCCCAGCAAGUCAAACUCGUGAGAUGAGCAAAACAGAACGCAGCUUUCAAGGUCCAUUUGAAGCAGUUGGCUCGUGGGAAUCUGAGAGAUGCCGCCCGUGACGUGUUGGAAUUAUCAUGAUCAACUACCCAGUUUGGAUUUCUCCCAGUGGCCCAGAGAUUUGCAUGGUAGACAGCAAGGGUCGGAUCUUUAAAAAGAGUAAACCAGGCCCGUGACCGAGCUGCCGAGCAAGAGGGGGAGUCAUGCUUCACACGGCCAUGCCAUGCUGGCAGCCGUUCCUGGGUCUGGCCGUGGCCUUGGUCUUCAUGGGGCCCACCCUCGGCUGCCCUGCUCGCUGCGAGUGCUCUGCCCAGAACAAGUCCGUCAGCUGCCACAGGAGGCGACUGGUCGCCAUCCCCGAGGGCAUUCCCAUCGAGACCAAAAUCUUGGACCUCAGCAAGAACAGGCUGAAAAGCAUCAACCCGGAGGAAUUCGUGUCAUACCCUCUGCUGGAGGAGAUAGACCUGAGUGACAACAUCAUCGCCAAUGUGGAGCCAGGCGCGUUUAACAACCUCUUCAACCUGCGCUCCCUCCGCCUGAAAGGCAACCGCCUGAAGUUGGUCCCCUUGGGGGUGUUCGCGGGGCUGUCCAACCUCACCAAGCUUGACAUUAGUGAGAAUAAGAUUGUCAUCUUACUGGACUACAUGUUCCAGGAUCUGCAUAGCCUGAAGUCUCUGGAAGUGGGGGACAAUGACCUGGUUUAUAUAUCACACAGGGCCUUCAGUGGGCUGCUCAGCUUGGAGCAGCUCACCCUGGAGAAAUGCAACCUAACAGCAGUACCAACAGAAGCCCUCUCCCACCUCCGCAGCCUCCUGAGCCUGCACCUGAAGCAUCUCAAUAUCAACACUAUGCCUGUGUAUGCCUUUAAAAGAUUGUUCCACCUGAAACACCUAGAGAUUGACUAUUGGCCUCUCCUGGACAUGAUGCCUGCCAAUAGCCUCUACGGUCUCAACCUCACCUCUCUCUCAAUCACCAACACCAACCUGUCCACAGUACCCUUCCUUGCCUUUAAACACCUGGUCUAUCUCACCCACCUGAACCUCUCCUACAACCCCAUCAGCACUGUUGAAGCAGGGAUGUUCUCUGACCUGAUCCGCCUUCAGGAGCUUCAUAUAGUGGGGGCCCAGCUCCGCACCAUUGAGCCUCACUCCUUCCAAGGGCUCCACUUCCUUCGCGUGCUCAAUGUGUCUCAGAACCUACUGGAAACUUUGGAAGAGAAUGUCUUCUCCUCCCCUAGGGCUUUGGAGGUCCUGAGCAUUAACAACAACCCACUGGCCUGCGACUGCCGUCUCCUCUGGAUCCUGCAGCGGCACCCCACUCUGGAGUUUGGUGGCCAGCAGCCCAUGUGCGCUGGCCCCGACACCAUCCGCGAGAGGUCAUUCAAGGAUUUCCAUAGCACUGCCCUUUCUUUUUACUUUACCUGCAAAAAACCUAAAAUCCGUGAAAAGAAGUUGCAACAUCUGCUGGUGGACGAAGGGCAGACGGUCCAGCUAGAAUGCAACGCUGACGGGGACCCUCAGCCUGUGAUUUCCUGGGUGACACCUCGAAGGCGUUUCAUCACCACCAAGUCCAAUGGAAGAGCCACCGUGUUGGGUGACGGCACCUUGGAAAUCCGCUUUGCCCAGGAUCAAGACAGUGGGAUGUAUGUUUGCAUUGCCAGCAACGCUGCUGGGAACGACACCUUCACAGCCUCCCUCACUGUGAAAGGCUUCACCUCAGACCGCUUCCUCUAUGCCAACAGGACCCCUAUGUACAUGACCGACUCCAACGACACCAUUUCCAAUGGCACCAACGCCAACACUUUCUCCCUGGACCUUAAAACAAUACUGGUGUCUACAGCCAUGGGCUGUUUCACAUUCCUGGGAGUGGUUUUAUUUUGUUUCCUCCUCCUCUUUGUGUGGAGCCGAGGGAAAGGCAAGCACAAAAACAGCAUUGACCUUGAGUACGUGCCCCGGAAAAACAAUGGUGCUGUUGUGGAAGGGGAGGUGGCUGGACCCAGGAGGUUCAACAUGAAAAUGAUUUGAGGGUCUACCACUCACCCUUGCAUCUGUGUCAUCGUCGGUAACCGGUAGGACAACCUGGCACAGUCAUCACUAGCUUAGUGCAGCUGCCCCUGUGUCAAAGCAGGGCCUGGGAAGCAGGACGACUGCUUCUUGGAGACUCUCCACCUAGAGGCAGGCGGGCGUGUGUCAAAGCCCUUCACACAGUGGGAUACUAAUUGUUUGCAUUGCAAAUAUUGGCAUUCUGGGGAUCUCAGUAAGGAACCUGAACCUUUGGCUCAUGCUCAUGGAUGGUUAUUCAACAUUUUCUACCACUGCAGAAACAAACGAAGAAAUUAAAAGGAACAACCUACAAUGUAGGAUUUACAUAUUAAAAAGACACAUUUGUCUAAAUAUACUCUACAGAAAAAUUUGUAUCUAUGAUUACCCCUUAUUAAACCCUUGCAUCAUACCAUACUGUUGGUUCGACACCACAAAGAAAUCAAUAUAUUCUUUACUCUUCCUUUUUUUUUUUGAAACAUAUAUGCUGUCUAUGUUUUAAAGCAAUAUGAAUGAGAGGUUAUGCUUUGAGUUACCACUAUAGAUCCAAGUGUGAUUUCACCUUCCUUUACAUACAGGUAGCCCUGAGGCUAGAUCCCCGGAGCUGUGGGCGGGCGGAGACAUGUUGAAAGAUGCAUUUGUCCCAUGCAGGACCAGCCAAGAAACAGGACCCCAGGCAAAACUGCUCAACUCUGUUAACUUCUGUUACUAUAAAUAAAGGCAUGUGCCUAGUUUUGAUACAGAAUGGAAUAUUUUUUAUACUUGUGAUCUCACACUGGACCAGUUUACUGUAACAAAGCCCUUGGUUUCUCCAGAAGGUGGUAGACCACUAGUUGUACCUGUAAAAUGCAAGGUAGGUGGUAAGAAUGAAAAUGACCCAUUGAAAGACAACUUGAUUUUACUUCUAUCAGUUGCUACUAAUGGGUUAAUAGAAGAUGAAAGGGGAUGUGAUUGUUAUAUAGUAUACUCAUGGGGUAAUAGUCGCCUCGUAGCUAAGGUCAAGAAUUCAGAUGUUCAAAAGCUCUCUGGAUAGAGUUCUUCUCAGAUGCCAGCACCAACCAGGGUGACCCAUGCAUAACAUGAUGUUAAUAAGAAUCUGUUGAAAACGAUGGUAGCUGUCUGAAGACUGGAUUGUUGCCAAAGGAAACAUCUAGGCACCCUGAUGAUGUCUAUUCAAGUACUCGAGACAAAAUACUACUUUGAAUGGGCAACGUCAGGGUUUGUCCCUCCUUCCUUCCUAAGUAGAUAAUUGGUUUUUAUUUUGAAAAGUAUCCUGUGUAGACCAAGAGGAAUCUGUCGUGUUUUUAAAGAUGUGAGGAAAAGGUGGAUUAAAAAGUACUUAUCAAAUUUUUUCCUCAAAUUAGGAAAAAUUAAGAUAAUACCCCUAUAGAUAUGUUAAAUUGUGCUGGCACUUUUACCCCACUAACCCAAGGAUAUUGCCUAUUCAAUUUGUAUUAAUGAUUGUUACUCAAAGUUAAAAUAUUGUAGUUUUUUGCAUGUGUGUUGUUUUUUUUUAAUGGUAUCAUGCCAUUGCCACUAGUGAUCUGGUUCAAAGCAGUUAUAAUUCCAUUUGGCUAAAUGUUGAGUGAAUGGGUUUUCAAAGCAUAUAUUUAUAUGACCUGAGAAAGCAUUGGAUAUAGAGUGGAUUCAUGAAUGGGAUAUAUUUAAUCACAGAACAGAGAAGAAAUUUCUACACUGUGCACAUUUUGAGAGAGACUUGAAAUGAGCCCCUUCUGGAUAGCAUAAAGCUGGAAUUCAAGGUUUGCUUCUCCACAUAUCAGAGAGGGGUUUGACUUUCAAGAAGCUCGCAUUUGUUUUUGUAUUUAAAAUCUUGAGUAACUUCAGUAAAAUAAAUUGCCCCAAUAAAAAAGCAACAGGUCCAGAAAUUGUCUUGCCAAUUGGAUAGCAGCCUGACCACACCCAUCUCUCCCCUAAAUAAAGGGUGGACUAUAAGAUAAAGACUGAAGAACUGCAUGUCUGAGUCAUUUUUCAUUUGACUUUCCUGAUGAUUGUCACAGAUCUUUUAGAAAUUAAUUCCAAUUGUGGCAAUUACCUUAUUUAUAUCUAACAAUACAAAUCAAGACCUGUUGUAAACUCUAGCAAAACUCCAACUGUGUGCAAAUGGAAUGGGUCUUUCAAAUUAAAAACAGCAACACAAAACAACGGUAAAGUAGAGAGAUAGUCUUCCAAAAGUUAAUAGGAAAUACUUUAUCUUAGUUUUGCAAUAUUGUGUGGAGCAAGUACUUAACUAAUUGUCCAACAACAGCAACAACAACAAAAAAGAGAGAAACACUGAGCAGUUAAUAAAAGGGCUUUGUAAGUUAACUGCUGUUUUCUGUCAAAAUGGACCAAAAGUCAUGUAGGAAAUUGGAUUAAAGUUAACCCACCUAUGAAAAGAUUUAGUUAAAAAAAGCUAGUUACUCCGUUGGGAGAAGAGAGAUUAUAUUCUCUUAGGGGUUUCUAUACUCUGAUUCACGGGAAAAUCGUUACUAAGAUAUUAAUAACCAUUCUUCCAAAAAAGAAUCUCAUAGACUAGUAAGUUGGAAAAUGCUGCAUUCUACAAUCACCUCUUGGAAGUUCAAAAUCUACGUGAGCCUAAUGAAUCCUCUGAAAAUCCCUGUAAACAAGAAUUCUGUUUACUAUUGUUUGUUUUGGGUUUUCUCUAACUUAUUUGAGCAUGAAGCAAUUCUUUUCACAUUGUUAACUGUUAUCUGGAAAAACGAGUUGCGCAGAACCCAGUGUGGUCAAUGUUAGACUAAAGUGGUACUCUUCUGAAAUAUUCUUAAACCCCAUGUUCCUAAUAAAAGAAAAAGUACG